Molecule: messenger RNA, 2686 nt
Organism: Nanorana parkeri
Lineage: Eukaryota; Metazoa; Chordata; Amphibia; Anura; Dicroglossidae
Gene: HHIPL1
Product: HHIP like 1
Exons: 9
Coding region: 103-2637 (844 amino acids)
Cellular component (GO): membrane
Source: RefSeq, a predicted model, not a curated record
CAUACAGCCCCCGGUUGUCAGUGGUAGGGGGGUGCAGUGCCGGUGGAAGGGGUGCAGUGAGGAGCUCAGCCCAGGGGCCGGUCUUAUUGCAUAACAGGGACAAUGUGCAGAGCAGCAGAUGACUGGGGAGGGACAGGCUGCAGAAUAAAGUCUCGGCUGUGUGCUCGGAAGGGAGCUGUCAGGAUGGGCUCCGGGGCUGCAUGGCUGCUUCUCCCGGCCGCUCUGCUCCUCUCCUGGUCGCCUGGCGUCCUCUGUCACCCGCAGUGUCUGGACUUCAAGCCGCCUUUCCGCCCCCCCCAGGAGCUGACCUUCUGCGUGCAGUACAAGGAGUUCGGCUGCUGCGACUCAGCCCGGGACCAGGAGAUCAUGGACAACUUCUACCGAGUCCUGGCCAAUGUGGACCAGGCUGGGUACGAGCUGUGCGCUGCACAUGUGCAGGACAUCCUGUGCCAGGAGUGUUCCCCCUACGCGGCCCAUUUGUUUGAUGCUGAAGACCCCAACACCCCUGUAAGGACCAUCGCGGGGCUUUGCGAGGAAUAUUGCGCUGAUGUCUGGAAGAAGUGCCGGUCUCUCUUCAGAUACAUGUCAUCAGACAAAGAGCUGUUGUCCUUGGAAGGUAACAUGGCGAAGUUCUGCCGCCACCUGUCCCUGGACGACGUGGACUACUGUUUCCCUCGGUUGCUGGUGAACACCAAACUGAACAAAGAUUUGGGCUUGGUGACGGCUGACUCAGAGGGCUGUCUGCAGCUGUGUCUGGAAGAAGUGGCCAACGGCCUUCAAAACCCCGUCGCCAUGGUGCACGCCAACGACGGCACGCAUCGGUUCUUCGUGGCGGAACAAGUGGGCCUGGUGUGGGCCUAUCUUCCUGACCGUUCCAGGCUGGAAACUCCAUUUUUAAACAUCUCUAAAUCUGUCCUCACCUCUCCCUGGGAAGGCGACGAGCGAGGGUUUCUAGGAAUCGUCUUCCAUCCAAAUUUUAAGCACAACGGAAAAGUCUUUGUUUACUACUCGGUGGAGGUUGGCUUUGAUGAAAUCAUACGAAUCAGUGAAUUCAGAAUUUCCUCUCAUGACAUGAACAUGAUUGACCACAGUUCCGAAAGGAUAAUCCUGGAGGUGGAAGAGCCAGCGUCCAAUCACAAUGGCGGAGAGGUGCUGUUCGGAGAUGACGGCUAUCUCUACAUAUUCAUCGGGGAUGGAGGGAUGGCUGGAGAUCCAUUUGGGAAGUUUGGGAAUGCACAGAACAAGUCCACGUUGCUGGGUAAAGUUCUGCGCAUCGAUGUAAAUCACAACAACCACGGCCCCCUUUACCGAAUCCCGGCCGACAACCCGUUUGUCGACGACCCGUCUGCCAGACCUGAAGUCUAUGCUUACGGGGUGAGGAACAUGUGGCGCUGCUCAUUUGACAGGGGAGACCCCAAGACAAAGGAGGGGAAAGGACGCCUGUUCUGCGGAGAUGUGGGACAAAACAAAUUUGAAGAAGUCGACAUUGUAGAGAAAGGAAGGAAUUAUGGCUGGAGGGCCAGGGAAGGAUUCAGCUGCUAUGAUAAAAAGCUUUGUACCAAUUCAUCACUAGGUGAUGUUCUUCCGAUUUUUGCCUACCCGCACAAGCUAGGAAAGUCGGUCACUGGAGGAUAUGUGUACAGAGGCUGCGAAUAUCCAAAUUUAAAUGGUCUUUAUAUAUUUGGAGAUUUUAUGAGUGGACGUCUGAUGGCUCUGAAGGAGAACCAGAAUACAGGAGAAUGGCAGUACCAUGAGAUCUGUAUGGGCACAGGACAGACCUGCAUGUUUCCCAGGCUCAUUAAUAAUUAUUACCAGUACAUCAUCUCCUUUGGGGAGGAUGAAGCAGGGGAACUCUACUUCAUGUCUACUGGUAUACCAAGUGCUGAAUCUCCCACUGGUGUCUUGUACAAGAUAAUCGACACUUCCAGGAGGGCCCCACCUGGUAAAUGCCGUUACCACUCCAUACCGGUCAAGACGAAGAGCGCCACCGUGCCAUUUGUGCCAAAAGAAAAAUUAAUCAUAAAAACCGCCACCCCAACUAAGAAACCGAAGGUCAAACCCACAUCAAGAACAACUGGAAGGGCCAAAGCCACUGCACAGCCACCCCCCAACUCCACUCCUGAUUGGGUGCAGCAACUAUUAAAGCUCAUGCAAGGUGAAAAAAUCCCAACCACCAUGAGGCCGACCACAACCAAACCACCGAAGCCAAGGAAGGGUGGUAAGAGCAACGAGAAGAAGGGACAAAAAAAGAAAACAAAAACAAACACCGGGGCAGACUCUAGGCCAAAAUCUGUGGAAAUACAUAGCGGGUCAGUGCGCUUGGCAAAUGGCAAUAAAUCUGACCGUGGGAGGGUCGAGAUCUUUAUCAAUGGACAGUGGGGCACGGUGUGCGAUGACUUGUGGAACAGCAAAGCAGCCGCAGUUGUGUGCCGACAGAUGGGGUUCCCUCAUGUUGUAAAGGCUGCCAAACAAGCCGAGUUUGGAGAAGGAAAGAACCUUCCAAUCCUUCUUGAUGACGUGGAGUGCACAGGCAAGGAGAAGACCCUAUUGGACUGCAAGCAUAAGGAAAUUGGCAAACACAACUGUGGCCACCAAGAAGAUGCUGGGGUCAUAUGUAGCCACAGAGAAGAGGCCUAAACCUGAAUUUUUAGAUGGAUUCAUAUUUCGAUGAGUACUUCACCUGAAA